Lasiodiplodia theobromae is the source of this 936-nucleotide messenger RNA. RefSeq lists its product as uncharacterized. The record is from RefSeq and is a predicted model, not a curated record. Lineage: Eukaryota; Fungi; Ascomycota; Dothideomycetes; Botryosphaeriales; Botryosphaeriaceae. The transcript is spliced from 2 exons. Bases 1 to 936 code for a protein of 311 amino acids.
AUGCCUUUCAAGGAUAAAUAUACCGACCCUGAGCUUCGCGAUGAGGUCAAGGAAGAGAUUCACCAAAGUGACAAAGGAGGUGCACCUGGCCAAUGGUCUGCGCGCAAGGCGCAAAUGAUGGCCUCGGAAUACAAGAAGCGCGGCGGGGAUUACACGACCGACAAGAAGGACCAAGAUGAAUCGCAACAGCACCUUUCUAAAUGGGGCGAGGAAGAGUGGCAGACCAAGGAGGGCAGCGCGCACGCAAAGCAGGAUGACGGCACGCAGAAGCGUUACCUCCCUAAGAAAGCCUGGGAGAACAUGACUGAGGAAGAGAAGGAGGCGACGGAUGAGAAGAAACAAGAAGAGAGCAAGGAAGGGAAACAGUUUGUCGGCAACACUCAAAAAGCCAAACAGAGCCGGAAGAAGGCGAGUGAGGAAGAAGACGAGGAGUAUGCUGUCAAGAAGCAAAACGAGAAGGCUGCAGUUGAGGACGGCCCGGCUGAGGAAGAAAACGACGAUGACGGAGAAUAUGUCGAAGACGACGACGGCGAAACUCCAGCAGGUUCCGAAAGAGACGAGACGGAAGAUACGGAGGACGCCCCGAAAGGAAGGAAGCGCGGACGGCCUGCAAAGACAGAUUCACCUGCCAAUAAGAAGCAAAAAAGCAAUUCCGGCAAAGGAAAGCAGAAGGAUACCGUCGGUUCCCGGCACGACAAAGCCGAUGCGCCUGCGGAGCAAGGAUCGAACAAUCGGCUCCCGGAAAAGGGACAGCAGGUUCACUGGAAGUCAAUGCCCGGCUGGGUUGACGGGGAGGUCAUUGAGAUCGCAAAGGAGCAGAAGAAGGUCGAGGGCAAAGAUGUGAAGGCCAACGAAGAUGAUCCGAGGAUUGUGCUGAAGAGCAAUUCGUCGGGGAAGAUCUGCGUGCACAAGCCCGAGGCCGUCUACUUCGAUUGA